UACGGUAAAGCUUAUUUGACCCCUCCCCUCUCUUUUUAGGUCAAAAUGGCCUCCUCUUCAGAGGCAGGAUCACAAUUAGUGAAAUUUAAAGCCCUCCCGACCCACCUUCAGUUCAACCCGUACAUCACCAGUGGCUAUAGGAGGCCAUUAGGUACAAGGGAUUGCAUGAAGAGCGUCUGUUAUACUCACAACGAGUCUUUGAAUAUUUACAGUCAUGCCUUUUUUGUCAUCUUCUUCCUACUCUCAUUCAUCCAGUAUGUCAGGGUAUGGCAGUACAACCAGAAUCCAGUGGUAUCUCUAUUCAUUCUCAUUGAUUACUUUGCCACUACUCUCCCAUUUGGCUUGAGUGUCCUCUAUCACACCUUCAUGUGUCACAGCGGAGGCUACCCUGUCUACCUGGUGAUGCUUAGGAUCGACAUUGCUGGUAUUUGGCUCCUUGCAACGUUUGGAGAAUUGGAAAAUAUUUAUGUGACUUUGUAUUUUUAUUCAAUUUUAAGGACAGCAGGUAUCUCGCUAUAUGUCAUAUUCUCCAUUCUAAUUUUUCAUAAUUUAAUGUUCAACAACAACAAGAAGACAAGGUCACUGCUGUUCACUUUCCAGUUUCUCCUUAGAGUACUAGUCAUCAUCAUACGACUCUCACCUUAUGGGUGUGGUCAAAAGCACUAUUAUUUCAUUGUCCUCGAGAUAUGUAAUUCAGUGGGUGUGGUCAUUAACGCAUUACACAUCCCUGAGAGAUGGUUGGCAAAUGUUAAGAUGAAUUAUUUUUUAAAUGGUCAUACGAUCAUGCAUUUUUUAAUUCCUUUCGGUAUAAUUUUCGCAAGGCAAGGAUUUCUUAUUGAUAUGGAAUGGCUUUUAGAGCAAUCUCAAUCUUGAUAAUUUUGAACUCAAUUUUGGUUAAUUUUAGAUCGUUUUAAUUCAUUUUAGUUCUAUUUUAUUUCACAAGUAUUGUAUUUAUUUA
Amphimedon queenslandica is the source of this 958-nucleotide messenger RNA. Its product is annotated as progestin and adipoQ receptor family member 4-like. Gene Ontology annotation, cellular component: membrane. The record is from RefSeq and is a predicted model, not a curated record. NCBI's taxonomy places the organism in Eukaryota, Metazoa, Porifera, Demospongiae, Haplosclerida, Niphatidae. The coding region runs from base 46 to 873 and encodes 275 amino acids. Gene Ontology annotation, molecular function: signaling receptor activity. The transcript is spliced from 3 exons.